Sungouiella intermedia is the source of this 1968-nucleotide messenger RNA. NCBI's taxonomy places the organism in Eukaryota, Fungi, Ascomycota, Pichiomycetes, Serinales, Metschnikowiaceae. The record is from the annotation of a GenBank genome assembly.
AUGGCAGGAUUCCCAAAAGUUCCACUGAUACGAGGUGACACCGACGAUGACGCCUCCAUACAUUUACAUACUCAUGUCGGACCAGCUCGACCGCUCUCAAAAAGGAAUUACGAUCGUCAAAUCAUAGAGAUUCUAAAUCGAGGGCCCUUGCGGUCUUCUAGUGAUGAAGACCUCCUCUUGGAACUGGAUGAUUUGAACGCACGAUUUGAGCAUUAUUCGAAGCACAGAAGGCCCUCUUUCUAUUCGGAUGGAGAAGAAACGGAAGUUGAAGAUGCACCAGACAAAGUCCACACAGGUGAAAGAGAAACCUUGAAAAGAAGACCUGCGCCGAAGUCGUCUAUUAAAUCUUGGUUGGAAGCUGAUUUGGGCUUGUGGAUUGUUGGGUUCGUGGUAGGAAAUUUGUUGUUAGUUCUUAUACCCUUUUUGCUUCGCAAAUUUACCAACCAGGUGGUUCCGGAUUUGUCUUCUGUUAGCAAGCGGAUCGAUUUAAUUGGAAGCAAAGUGGAUGUUCUCGAUGACAUAACACAAGCAUUGAGUAAUCAAGCCGAUUCACUCGAAUCGAAGCAACGGGCAUUCAUUACAAGCAUCACUCAAAAGAUCGACACCAUUUCACAACGAUUCGAGUCUGCCAACGAAGAGAUUGGUACAUCUAUAUUAGAAAGUCUUCAAGGUGAAAUCGAUGCAUAUAAGAAAAAGGUCGACACCAUGGAGGUUCUUUUGAGUGAUUCAGAGAAGUUAGAAGCAGAUUUGGCUGUGGUGUCCCACAAACUCUCUCAAUUGUCAACUAUAAGUGAAGAUUUCAACGCCUUCAAGAACGAUAUAAUCUCCUCACUUGCGAGCGAAUUGCCCAGUCACGUUCCAGUAUACAUAAAAGACAACAAGAUCCACUAUUUACCUGAGUUUCAGAGUUUCUUACAUGCUUUUAUCGAGAAGUUCAUGGCCAAAAAGGGUUCAUCAUCUGACUUUGCGGAUAACUCCUCCAAAUUGGACAUGAUGGUCAAGAAACAGGUUUCCAAAGACUUGGGAGAUACAGUUGCAUCACUAGUCAGUAAAGAGGAAUUGAUGUCGAUAUUGAACAAAAGGCUCAAUGAGACUAAUGAGGCGUUGAUGACUAAGUUGAAUUCCAUUCUCGAUGAAAUUGAUUUAAGUGGAAACAUCUCCAGAAUUGACGUGGCACAUGCAACAAAUAAGGUGAUGCUCGACAACUUGGUUGAUAUCGUCAGCAAGGGGUCUGUGAAAAUGAACUUUGCAGACUACAAGAAUGGAGCACGUAUCUUGGGUUUCCUCACGUCUACGGGGCUCGACAGUUAUAAACAAAAGUCCGUCAUCAGACGGAUCUUUUUAGGCUGGUACGAUUACUUCAAUUCGCAUGGUUUGCGGACUCCGCAGAAAUUGAAAUAUAAUGCCAACAAUCUUUUGAAAGAUAUGGGUUCUUACUGGGUUUGCGAAACCAACAGGUGUAACUUUGGUGUACGUUUGAGCAGUCCCGUCAUCUUGACUGAUUUCAUUUUCAAGAACCCGUCGCAGUCAAACUUGGGGAUCAGCUUGCCCACGAGAGCAUCCAUAUAUAUCAAGCCCAGCAAGAAGAGCCAAGUUGCAUCAGUUGAGGAUUGCUUGAAACGGACCAAGCCAGAGUUUUUGGCAGCUGGUAAGGAUAACAAAUACUUGACAAAAUUCUUCAAGAUCCAAGAGGUUGCACUUGACACCAAGCCAGUGCAACAUAUUAGGCUUCCUGUUAGUCUAGUCAACCAAAAGAUUCUUGCUAAAGACAUUUAUAUCGAACUUUCGUCUCGAGAGGGGUGCACGGGAUUGUACAAUUUGAAGGUUUAUGGCUUGACGGAGUUCAACUCUUUGGCAUACGCAGAGCAAUUCGAAUCCAUUCUUGAUAAUUUGCAUGAUGAACCCGGUUCUCAGAACCACUAUUCAUUCGAGUAUGGACAGGAACUUGGAGACGACGAAUAUUACUGA